Diplodia corticola is the source of this 717-nucleotide messenger RNA. Its product is annotated as glutathione s-transferase. Bases 1 to 717 code for a protein of 238 amino acids. The transcript has 4 exons. NCBI's taxonomy places the organism in Eukaryota, Fungi, Ascomycota, Dothideomycetes, Botryosphaeriales, Botryosphaeriaceae. The record is from RefSeq and is a predicted model, not a curated record.
AUGGAAUCCACGACCCAGGAGUUCCCCGCCGUCAAGUACGGCAACGUCCCAUACAAUGGGAAACCCAUCCUCUACGUUGUCAAAGCCACCAAGACUUCGUACAUCAACUACAUGAAAGUGUUGAUGUUGGCCGAGGAGCUAAACCUGGACUACGAGAUCUCGGUGGUUGUAACGAAGGACGAGUGGUAUCAGCCGAUCCACCCUGAACGUUACGUGCCCACCAUCCGCGAUAAGGAUUCGGAGACAGACCAAGACAUCUACGUGUUCGAGAGCACUGCCUGUCUUCAGUAUCUCGCGGACAUCUAUGACAAAGAUGGUCUUUGGCACGGGAACACACAGAAGGAGAAGGGUGAUAUCCUUUCGUGGAUAGCGUACCAGACUGCAGGACUUGGGGCGACCUCAAAGUACUGGCUCUACUUCUAUGCCGUUCAUGAUGAGAAGCUGCCAAAGGCUAUUGACAAGUUUUACGCGAAUGUGUUGAAGCAAUGGGACAUUUUGGAAAAACGUCUCUCUCAAGAGGGUCAGACCUACAUCGCAUUAAAGGACCGGCCGACGGUCGCGGACUUGGCAUACCUGCCAUUUGCCAUGCCGUACAUGUUCGAGUUCAUGAAGGUCAAGAUCGAGGACUGGCCCAAAAUCAAAGAAUGGUCUGACCGCAUGCUGAGCCGCCCUGCCGUCAAGAAGAUAUUGGAAUUUGCUCCCACCAUAGGUAACUGA